Brassicogethes aeneus is the source of this 1113-nucleotide messenger RNA. The record is from the annotation of a GenBank genome assembly. Lineage: Eukaryota; Metazoa; Arthropoda; Insecta; Coleoptera; Nitidulidae.
GCCGCUUUGAUUUUCCGGGCCCUGCGCACGUGAUUGAAAAUAACCUCGAUCUAGUUAGUGAAAGUAUUAGAAUAAUUGUUUGACAUGGCUACAAACGGAGAUCAUUGCAAUAAUGCAAAGAAACCAAAACCUGUGUUAUCUAGGACAUGGUCCGAAAAUUAUGAAACCGAAGUCGAAGUCCCUGGUACACCAAAAACACCUAGGACUUCCACUACCCCAGGGCAUGAAAAAUGUACAUUUCACCAUGACCUUGAAUUAGAUCACAGGCCACCAACCAGAGAAGCAAUGCUUCCAGAAAUGUCAAGAUCCUAUAGAUUACUUUUAAGUUCUUUGGGAGAAAAUCCUGAUAGGCAGGGUCUCCUUAAAACACCUGAACGAGCUGCUAAAGCCAUGUUAUUUUUUACCAAAGGAUAUGACCAAAGUUUAGAGGAGGUUUUGAAUGAUGCUAUAUUUGAUGAAGAUCACGAUGAAAUGGUUGUUGUGAAGGAUAUUGAAAUGUUUUCGAUGUGUGAACAUCAUUUGGUACCCUUUUACGGAAAAGUUUCUAUUGGAUAUUUACCCUGCGGAAAAAUUUUAGGAUUAAGCAAGCUGGCCAGAAUUGUUGAGAUAUAUUGCAGAAGAUUGCAAGUUCAAGAAAGAUUAACGAAGCAAAUUGCAGUUGCUGUUACUAAAGCAGUGCAGCCAGCUGGUGUAGCGGUUGUAGUGGAGGGAACGCACAUGUGCAUGGUAAUGAGAGGAGUGCAAAAAAUCAACAGUAAAACUGUUACUUCUACUAUGCUUGGGGUAUUUAGAGAUGAUCCAAAAACCAGAGAAGAAUUUUUAAACCUAGUACAAUCUAAAUAAAUUAAAGCUUUACAUUUGUUGCAAUGCACUAAAUGCACUAAAUGGUUCAGGCUUUCUCAUACGGAUAGGAAUUAUAUCCUAGGAUUCAUCAUUUUUAAGUAUCUUUUUUAUGCUUGUUUAAUUAUUUUUUAAAGUUUUACUAAUUUGGCUUAUUGUGGCGGAUUUAAUAAAAACUAUUCAAAUGGUAAAAGCUUAUUUAUUAUUUAAUCUUGUGCCUGAACUGAAUUUUGUCUGUUAGAGGUUUUCUCAUUUCCUUUAAUUAAUAUAUUU